UCUGUGUGUCAUAUACUGGGGGCCAAUAUGACCGACGCCGUCACCUACGCUGACCUGAAAUUUGAGGAUAUUGUGAUGAAGGAGAAUGAUAACCGAGAAGACGAGGACAAUGGUAGUGACCACGGGGACAUUAUGUACGAGAAUGUGGACACUGUGACUCCCCACAGAUUUAGAGAUCUCCCGGAUCCAUCUGAUAAUCCGGAUAAUAAAAGGGAACAUCGGCUCCGAUUAAGAUCUGAAAAGUGUCUUCUCUUCCAUUGUCUCCUAUUUGGUAUUCUUCUUAUUUCUACCACCGUCGGAAUGUCAGUGAAAUACGUGUCUGAAUCUCGGGAAUUGAAGCGUCUGUCUCAGCGUUUUGUGGAGAUGAAUGAAAGUCUCUCGCAGAGGCUGCAGAGUAAAGAGGACCUGUUAACCUCCACCAAGAAUGACCUGGAGAGCACACAGAAGAACCUGGAGCGUCUGGUCCGGGGUAUGAACACUAUGAAUGAUUCUCUCCUUCAAUGUACAGGAGACAGAGAAACCCUGCAAGUACAGAAAGAAAAAAACAUUCAGGAUCAGCAAACUGUGGAGAGAUCACUCGAUGAAAUCAAGCUUAGAGUCACCCAGAUGGAGCAAGAUCUCUGUUCAGAAAAUUGGAUUAUGAUUGGUAAGAAAUGUUUGUUGAUCAAUGAAGGAACAAAAGAUUGGUAUGAAAGUGAGAGAGGAUGUCUUCAGGAGUCUGCCAACCUUCUCACUGUACGACACGAGGAUGAAGCUCUUAAGAGUUUCUUCUCAAAUAAAGGAGAUUAUUGGCUUGGAAAGGAGAUAAGAUGGAGUCAGUGGUCUACGUGGAAAGAGUGGAUUUUUCCAUUGGGAAAAACAGAAUCCUGGAAAUGCUGGAAGAUUAGCAAUGGAGAGUUGGUGAAAGAUUCCUGUCAGAACCGUAACAAGUGGAUUUGUGAAAGGGACAUUCUCUUAGGGAAGUAUAUUUCCAAAUCUUCGGACAACCCUUUGGGCUUCAGGCUGAAGGAAACAGAGUAUCAAUGUACAAAAAAAUUAUGAAAAGCAACAUUGUUGAAAUCCUAUAUUACCAAUUCCUGCCCAGCAGAAAGAACAAGUCCCUGUUGAGACGAAACGUCGGGAGGCGGCGCUCUGACGUCACCGCGUUGUACGUGUGAGGACCCGGAAGACACGGGCACACGCUCCAAACAAAGCCGGCUGGCUGUUAUUUCAUGCUCGUUUUUAUUGGAUUGAUGUAAGUGCACAAUCUGCUUUUUAUCUAUUAAAAUAUCAUAGGUUUUUACGCUAUGAGCUCUCCUUAAUUUCUUUGCAUAUUCUGGAGUUCCUAUACCUGGUGAUCAAUUGGGGGAUUAUUCAUUGCUCAUUUUAAUACCAUUGGAUGGAUGCUUGAACUCGUUCCUGCUGUGGAUA
Molecule: messenger RNA, 1410 nt
Organism: Rana temporaria (common frog)
Lineage: Eukaryota; Metazoa; Chordata; Amphibia; Anura; Ranidae
Product: B-cell differentiation antigen CD72-like
Exons: 7
Coding region: 28-1041 (337 amino acids)
Cellular component (GO): plasma membrane
Molecular function (GO): transmembrane signaling receptor activity
Source: RefSeq, a predicted model, not a curated record